Drosophila subobscura is the source of this 1450-nucleotide messenger RNA. RefSeq lists its product as uncharacterized. The coding region runs from base 95 to 1348 and encodes 417 amino acids. The transcript has a single exon. The record is from RefSeq and is a predicted model, not a curated record. NCBI's taxonomy places the organism in Eukaryota, Metazoa, Arthropoda, Insecta, Diptera, Drosophilidae.
UCAAAGUAUUACAGUAUUCAUCUAUCAGUAUUCCCCUCACAGCUGUACAGCUUCUGUUCUAUACGAGACGAGCAUAAAAUUGUUUAUUUCCAUUAUGGCAACCUCUAGUCUGUUGGACACUGCGGAUUUGAUCUCUGCUAAGUACAGAACCGAAUCGCUGGCCCUGCCCGAUGUGAAGCGCAUCAACAAUAUCACGAAAUUCAUGGCCGAUCCUUUGAACUUUUAUGGUGAUAUUAAGAAGCUAGCAGGUCGCUUCGAGAACCAGGCCAAGCAGUGCCAGGAUGUCAUCAAACUGCUGAAGGAACAGGUGAAGGCAAAGACGGCAACGCUGCAUCAGGUCAAGGAGGAUAUGCUGGAGCUGCAGCGGCAGCUGAAGAAGCCAGAUGCAACCGUUGUCUAUGUGAACAUGAAGACGCCGGUGCUGGUAAAGUUUCUCGAUGAGACCGAGGUAAACGAGUACGAUGUGCCCACGGCCCUCGAGCGCUACAAUCUGAAAAUGAGCAGUCUGUAUGGCGAAAUUUUGUCUGUGGACAGCGACGUGGAUCACGUGAGCUACUUAAAGAGCGUUGCCGAUGUCAACAGUCAGUAUGUGAAGGAUUGGUACAACCGUCACAAUGCCAAGAAGCUCAAGGUGGAGGAUCCCAAGAAGAAAGAGCCUGAGAAUUUCUUCGAGCCCGAAGAGGAGUCUGAUGAGGAGCUGCAGGAGUUUUCAGAGCAUGAGAAAGAGACAGACGAUCGAUCUGAAGAGGAGGCUAAAAAUAAAGACACUGAAGAAAAGGAUGCUGAGUUGCAGAAUUUUGAAGAUGAGAUUGCUACGGAGCCCGAGUCAGACGAAAAAUUGCCUGAGAAGAAAGUUUCCAAGGCAAAGAUCAUUGGAAAGUCGUUUCCUGAGGUAGUGAAGCCUGCAAAGAAGGUCUCUGGGGAGAAGUUGAAUGGGCCGAAGACUCCAAAGAAUACUGGCACUGAGUGGCAGAGUUUUAAGUUGCCAGAGAAGAAAGUUUCCAACGAGAAGAAGCCUGAGAAGCACGCUGAAGAGAAGUUCCCUGGAAAGAAUAAUCAAGCCACAAACAAUUCUGAAAUUGAAAACCCAACUGUGAAGCUCAUCGCUAAGAAAAUUACUGACAAUACUGAGAAGAAGGAUAAGGGGCAGUUACCUGUGAAGAAUGUUGCCAAGAAGUUGGAGUUCUCGAAUAAAGUCGCUGUGAAAACUGCCUCCAAGCAGUGUAUCUCUAAGAACUUAGCUGAGAAGAACUUAAAUAAGAAGGACAUUGCCGCCCCUAAACAGGAGUCCAAGUCAAAGCUCCCAAUGAAGAAUGACCUCAAGAAAUUAGGCAAUUGCAGCGCCUAAUCCCCAAUCACCCAUUAAAUUGUUAUCAAAGUUAAAUAAGUCUUCUCAUAAUAUUUUACAAAAUUUAAACACAUUUUUGAAUGGCACCAGAGAAUAAAAACA